AUGUCUGAUCUGGCUAACAACAUGGAAAAUUUAAGUGUUAAUGACAAGAGCGGUUCUGGAAACCAGACUGCUAGCUCAUAUGUUCCCCCACACAUGCGUGGAAAGAGAGGUGGCAGCCGCGGCGGAUCGACUUUUGCCAACAGCGACAGAGACAGUGGCUCGUACUCUUAUUUCAGCGGUGGUGGCAGAGGUCGCGGCGGCAGCAGAAACGGCUCGUCUUCGUUUUUCGGAGGCAGAGGUGGCUCGAGCGGCGGAUUCGGCGGCAGAGGCGGCGUACCUCGUGGCGUGGGUCGCUGGGUAGGUGGCAAGCACGUUCCAUCGGAAGUCGAUGAGGCUUUGGAGCUCCAACUCUUCGGUACCGCCGAGGAUUCGAGCUUCCAGUCCUCCGGUAUCAACUUUGAUCACUAUGAUGACAUUCCAGUCGAGGCUUCUGGUAACGACGUUCCAGACCCAAUCACAGAGUUCACUUCACCUCCACUCGACAGCUUACUGCUCGAGAAUAUUAUCAAGGCUCGUUUCAUCAAGCCAACACCCGUGCAGAAAUACUCCGUGCCUAUCAUCGCUGCCAAGCGUGAUUUGAUGGCGUGUGCUCAAACUGGUUCCGGUAAGACUGGUGGGUUUUUGUUCCCAGUUUUGUCCGAAUCUUUUGCUAACGGUCCUGCCGAAGUUCCUGAACAAAUGGCUAACUCAUACAUCAAGAAGGCGUUCCCAACCGCCGUUGUUUUGGCUCCUACCAGAGAAUUGGCUACUCAAAUUUACGAUGAAGCCAAGAAGUUCACCUACAGAUCCUGGGUUAGACCGGGUGUUGUGUACGGUGGUGCCGACAUUGGUGGUCAAAUCAAAGAGCUGAACCGCGGUUGCGACUUGUUGGUUGCCACUCCCGGUCGUCUUUCGGACUUGCUAGAACGUGGUAGAAUUUCGUUGUGCAACAUCAAAUACUUGGUUUUGGAUGAAGCCGAUAGAAUGUUGGAUAUGGGUUUCGAACCUCAAAUCAGACACAUCGUCGAUGGUUGUGAUAUGCCAUCCGUGGAGAACAGACAAACCCUUAUGUUUUCCGCCACUUUCCCUAUGGACAUUCAACAUUUGGCCCGUGAUUUCUUGAAGGAUUACGUGUUUUUGUCCGUUGGUAGAGUGGGUUCCACUUCCGAAAACAUUACUCAAAAUGUCUUAUACGUUGAAGAUGGUGACAAGAGAUCUGCACUAUUAGAUUUGUUAGCCGCUUCUGAAGAUGGUUUGACUUUGAUUUUCGUCGAGACCAAGAGAAUGGCCGAUGCUUUGACCGAUUUCUUGAUCAUGCAAGAUUUGAGUGCCACUGCCAUUCACGGUGACCGUUCUCAAAGUGAGCGUGAACGUGCUUUGGCUGCUUUCAGAUCCGGAAGAGCUUCUCUAUUGGUCGCCACUGCUGUUGCCGCUAGAGGUUUGGAUAUUCCAAAUGUUAUUCACGUUAUCAACUACGAUCUUCCAAGCGAUAUCGAUGAUUAUGUUCACAGAAUUGGUAGAACUGGUCGUGCCGGUAACACCGGUGUUGCCACUGCUUUCUUCAACAGAGGUAACAAGAAUCUUGCCAAGGAAAUGAUCGAAUUGUUGACCGAAGCUAAGCAAGACGUUCCUGACUUCUUGGAACAACUUUCCAGAGAAAACUUUGGUGGUGGUGGUGGCAGAGGUGGCAGAGGUGGCUUCUCUAGCAACCGUAACAGCAGCACCAGAGAUUACCGCCGUGUUGGUGGUGGUCCAGGUGCUCCUCCUGGUGCUAGCAGAGGUGGUAGCUCCAUGGGUGGCGGCAGAGGCGGCGGCUCUUGGGGCUCUUCCUGGGGCAACUCUGGCAGUUCUUGGGGAAAUACCGGUAGCACUGGUAACUCCUCUGCCAGCAACUCUUGGUGGUAA
Molecule: messenger RNA, 1884 nt
Organism: Lachancea nothofagi CBS 11611
Lineage: Eukaryota; Fungi; Ascomycota; Saccharomycetes; Saccharomycetales; Saccharomycetaceae
Source: the annotation of a GenBank genome assembly